Messenger RNA from Dimorphilus gyrociliatus, 3983 nucleotides. The record is from the annotation of a GenBank genome assembly. Lineage: Eukaryota; Metazoa; Annelida; Polychaeta; Dinophilidae.
AUAACCAGACCUAGCGGCCGUCAGUAGACUUAUGUAGUUCACUUCACUCCGCUAAUGACAACUUAGUUUUGCUGUGCCGUAACAAUGAGCUCUGAAAAUACUAAUACCACUGAUCGUAGUUCUCCAGAUUAUUUAGCUCAAUUACUAAAAGAUAAGAAACAAUUUCAAAACUUACCUGCAGUAUUUACGCAUGCCGAAAGACUUUUGGACAGAGGUAAGAGUUUUUUCCGUGUUUUAUGUCAGUUUAUAUAUAUAGUUAAAUAUUAGCAAUAUAUUACGCUCCUUAAGGAUACUUGAAGAUUAUCUAGUCAUUAAAUUAAUAGUAGGAGACGCGGGACGGAAUUCAAAGUAUUAGGGCUAUUAAAUUGCGUCGAAAAAUGUUAUACGAAUACUUCUGAGUGUAUUUGUGUGUGUGUGUGUGUGUGCGUCUGCAUGUGUUUAUAAAAGCCUGUUAGGAAAUGGAAAUAAUUUUUUCUAUAUAGAACACUUUACACGGUGUUUGGCUGCUCAUCCAGGGGCAAUACAAUCUUUAAUAUGUUCUAUUGAGUUUAAUGAGGGGAAAGAACGUAAGAAAGGUUUUUUUCAAUACUCAUUCGGCCUGCAUACGCUACAUAAAACUUUCGGCCAUAUUGAAAGUUGAAACCGUCGAAAAUCCUCUAGCGGGCGCAUCUGCAUUUAAUUUCGACGGGGCCGCGUAUACAAUUAACAAAAAAAAAAUUGGUGAGAGAGCGGUAGUCCGCUCGUAUCGAGAUAGGAUCUUUUGGCCUAUUGUCCCCUUCGUUUAGCUUAAGGCAUGCGCGUCGAACGACAAUAGCCGCCUCGAGUAUACAAUAUACAAUAAAGUUUUUCGUUCGCUCGGUUUUGAUGGAUUACAAAGGAGUAUCUAGAGGUCUGGGCCGCGGUUUUUUUCGUAGGGGCGGGCCGUCUCGUGUAGUCGCUUAAUAAUGAAAAGAAGAAAAGGGUACGGCGUGUUUUGGUUGAAAGAAGCAGCGCGUGGUACUUUUAUAUAAACUGACCUAAUUAUAUGACGGGUACUAUGAAGGAAAAAGUUACGUGCCAGAGAAUAAGGUCGUGAAAGGGCACUAAAGAUAAAUGGGCUAGUGUCUUUUGUCGAAAGUUUAGUUUCUGAAUUUGAGCAGCAGAGAUAUACAAAGUACGGUGCAACCUCUUUCAUCUACAAUCGAACAAAGAGCCGAUGGUGCUUCCAGAUGCUGACGGUGAAAUUAUUCAACUGACAGAGAAACUAUUCGUACCGCAAAGAGAAUAUCCGGACUUCAAUUUUGUUGGAAGAAUACUCGGUCCAAGAGGCAUGACAGCAAAACAGCUAGAACAAGACACAGGAUGCAAAAUAAUGGUCAGAGGGAAAGGUUCUAUGAGAGAUAAGCAGAAGGAGGAUAUGAAUCGCGGUAAACCGAAUUGGGAGCAUUUGAACGAAGAGCUUCACGUUUUAAUUACCGUGGAAGAUACUGAAAAUAGAGCGAAAGUUAAAUUAACUAGAGCUGUUGAAGAAGUUAAAAAACUUUUGAUACCAUCGCCCGAAGGAGAAGACGAUCUGAAGAAAAUGCAAUUGAUGGAGUUAGCCAUUAUUAACGGAACUUACGGCGCCCAGGAACGUCAAAAAGCUAUUCUUCAAGCAGCAGCUGCAGCAGCCGCUCAACAACCUUUUCUACGACCUGGUUUGUCAUUUCCUCACUUACGUGCGACCGCUCAACCGCAGUUGCUAAUCUCACCACCAAGAUAUCCAGCUACUACUCUUUCUACCGGUGGUCUAGUAUCGCCAAAUGCACCACCGCCGUUGAUGUCGCCGACUGAUGCUGCUUCUGCCCUUUUGUAUCCUGGUACCUAUUUGAAUAUAGAUCCAACAUAUGGGGGAACAGCAACACCGCAAUCAACGGCUUUAAUUGAUAUUGCUCAACUACAAGUCGAUGGUAUGUCACCGUAUGUUCAUUAAAGGAUUGACACAAGCUAAGAAACAAACAAAAAAAAAAUUGAAUGUGCAAUCAUUCCAUGCCAUAAAAUUAUUCGUGAAAAAUUAUCUUUUUUUUUUAUAUAUUAAUUCUAUGUUUUUAACAUAUUUCUAACUUGGCAAAACAAAACCAAAAACCCAUUAAAAAAACCAAAUUUUCCUGAAAUUGCACAAUUCUUUGCUCAUUUUAUCUUUUUAUACGUAUGCUGCCAAACUUGUGUCUUGCCAUGUAAAUAUCUAAUGCUUUAGAAGGAUAUCUUACAAGUACGACUAAUACUAAUUACUCUUUAUUCAUUAAUCAUUCUGAAAUCGAAUAACCACCAAGGUUUUCAGGUUAUCUCGAAGAAAAAAUACGAAAACCCCGCUAAUGAAAUAGUUAUUUCGGUUUCAAAAUGUUACAUUUGUAAAUUCAUAUCGCUUAGCUAUAAUUGUAUUAAACUAAUGUUUCUAACUUUAAAAGGUGGCAAUGCAAUUAGAAACGAGAGAAGAGUAGCAAAUGCCAGGGCUCAUCCUUAUAACAAAGUUACUAUGUAAUGCUGGGCUCGCUGUUUCAAACUAGGUUGGUAACACUCAUUCUCUUCCUUUUUCUAAUUACGUACGCAAUUAACUUUAGUUAAUAGUUUUUUAAAAAAAAAAGGACAAUUAAAACAUAUCGUUAAUAUUUUUAUCAUUGUUUUUAUGUUGAUAUUUGCUCAGGUUAUUGUGAUAGUUCAUCGUUAUAAAUGUUAUAUUUUUUUCUAGAAUGUUGUUAAAUUUAUAAGCUGAUUACAGUUUCGUGCAAUAAUGAACUGAGAAACUAUACACACACGCAUAUUUGUCUGUAUGUAUAAGUUUAUAACAGUAUGUACAAAUAUAUAUAUAUAUAUAUAUAUAUGUUUAUAGACAAGAAAUAAUUUAAAACUAUUAAGGAGAGACAAAUAAUUUAUAAAAAAAACAUAUAUAUGUAUAUGUAUGUAUUGAAGAGGCAGGAACAAAGGAAAAAGAAAUUAACUUGUAGUUUGGGGCCAUAGAAACUUUUAGAAAGACCCUAAAUAGUUUUCUUUUUCUUGCGUUUGGCUUAUAGAAAGAAGAAAUAUUUAAAUGAGGAAGGCAAAUAAUGAAUUUUUUUUAUUUAAAAAGGAAAAACAAGGACAAAUGUAAAUUUUUUUAUAUAUAGAAAUCUCAAUUUAUAUAUAUAUAUAUCUAUAUAUAUAUAUAUCCUUUAUAUAUAUAUAUAUCAUAUUGUUGAAUCUCGUUUUAUACAUGUUCAUGUUAUACCGUACAUGUCUUGUAUUUGAUAAAUACAAAAUUAUUAAUUAAAGACAGCUUAUAGCAGAGAAGUAAGGAAAGGACAUUUGAAACUGUAUAUUACAUAUAUAAAUUUUUCUGCUCUUUUCUUUUACUUUUAUAUAAAUUAUACGAAUACACAAGGAGAAUGUGUAUGAAUUUUAUCGCAAAACUUAUGUUGGGUAUGUUAUAUAGCUGAUAUGAUGUUUGAAUGUUGAGUGUGUGUGCCUGUACUUGUACUGAUUCUUUCUUAACGCCUAAUUAUUAGCGUACGUAAUCAAAAAGAAAAAAAAACUAUUAACGAUCUUAUGUAAAAUAGUUGACGCUUCGUUCACAUUACUUGCUAUCUAACAUUCUUUUUAAUAUAACAUUUAUUAAUUGCCCGGCGAUAAUGUGAAUGGAGAGUUUAUUCGUAGCUAAUUAACAAGCUCUAAUUGCCUGUUAUUCUCUUCAUAGCAGCUCGAUGUUAACAAAUAAUGAAGACGGAAGAAAAUUUCCUUGAAGACUAUGCAAUUAUCUCUAUGGUGUCUAAACAAAAAAAAAAGUGCCUAAUAUUUUCUUACAUUUGUAGUAUUCUUUUUUUUAUAUACGAAAAAAAUUACUACGGAGACGUUUUCGCAUAGAAAAUAAUUUAAAAAAGGAAUAUUUGUAUGUACAUUGCAUGUUGAUGCAAAAAGACAAUUGUGGAUAGAUGUAUAUACUUACAUUCAUCUACAUAUACUGUACAUAUAUAUAUAUAUAUAUAUUUGUA